Molecule: messenger RNA, 734 nt
Organism: Manduca sexta (tobacco hornworm)
Lineage: Eukaryota; Metazoa; Arthropoda; Insecta; Lepidoptera; Sphingidae
Product: cytochrome c oxidase subunit 5B, mitochondrial
Exons: 4
Coding region: 148-519 (123 amino acids)
Biological process (GO): mitochondrial electron transport, cytochrome c to oxygen
Cellular component (GO): mitochondrial envelope
Source: RefSeq, a predicted model, not a curated record
ACUCAUCGCUUUAGUCCCUCAUAGAUUUGCUGAAUCUGUGGUCAAAUCGACUACUUCACUAUAAUUUUUUUUCACAUCACUAUUCACCACACAAUUUUUGAUCCACUUGCUAUCGUGAGAAGCGGUCUAGUGAGAAAAUAAAGUAGAAUGGCUUCCUUGUGCAGACAAAUUAUCAGAGGAAAUGCAGUACGAAGUGUACUGUUUUCUACCGCCAGACGCGGAUAUGCCGAUAAAAUGAUGGCCGACCCGCUGGAACACGCCACUGGUAUUGAAAGACAGGAGCUGCUUGCCAUGCAGGCUGGCAACGACGACCCCUUCAACAUGAAGGUGCUGAAGAAGGCUGCCGGCACCCGCGAAAACCCGACCCUCGUGCCCUCAUGCUUCGAUGCGCGCAUUGUUGGAUGCAUAUGUGAGGAACACGCCACAGCCGUCACCUGGCUCUGGUUACACAAGGACAACCCCCGUCGCUGCGAGUGCGGACACUGGUACAAACUGGUCGAGAAGCAGCCUCUACACUAAACAAAAUUAUUAGUUUAUUACAGUAGUGUUACAUCCGCAAUAAACACGCAUCUUUAAUCGCGCAAGCAUUUUCAUUGUCUAUGGUUCCUGGUGUUGCCAUGUGGAGGAUGCGUUAGUUUGACAAAUCAAUUAAAUAUUAAGCAUGUUUAUCAGUGUUUCAUUGCCCUUGUUGUAUUGAAUUGAGCUAGUAUAAGUUUAAUAAAUAUUUAACUGUG